This is a messenger RNA of Colossoma macropomum (tambaqui), 4319 nucleotides long. It is a transcript of the gene frmd4bb, whose product is annotated as FERM domain containing 4Bb. The coding region runs from base 48 to 3155 and encodes 1035 amino acids. Gene Ontology annotation, cellular component: bicellular tight junction; adherens junction; cytoskeleton. Gene Ontology annotation, biological process: establishment of epithelial cell polarity. The transcript has 24 exons. NCBI's taxonomy places the organism in Eukaryota, Metazoa, Chordata, Actinopteri, Characiformes, Serrasalmidae. The record is from RefSeq and is a predicted model, not a curated record.
GGUCGGGGUUGUGCAAGGCCGGGGGGUAAGCGGGUACCAGCCGGAGCAUGGCCUGGAGCUUAGUGCGCUGGGUGGAGUCUGUACUGCUCCACAGCACACGGCUAAUGUGGGAGAUUCUGCUGUGGUUGACACGGAGGUGCUACACAGGGAGGAUGGGGUCGUGCCAGAGGUGCCUUAAGCCCUGCUUCUACCUGGGAGAGGUGUAUCAGAUGACAGAGGGACGCCUCUGCCAGGUUCACCUGCUGGACAACAGGACACUGGAGCUGCUGGUUCAGCCAAAGCUGUUGUCGCGGGAACUCCUGGAUUUAGUCUCCUCCCACUUUAACUUGAAAGAGAAGGAAUACUUCGGCUUCACUUUUGUUGAUGACAUUGGUCACUGUAAAUGGCUGCAGCUGGACCGCAGAGUUCUGGAACAUGACUUUUCCAAGAAGACUGGGCCGAUUGCCCUCAAUUUUCUGGUCAGAUUUUACAUAGAGAAUAUUUCUCUGCUGAAAGAGCACACGACGGUGGAGCUGUUCUUCCUCAAUGCGAAAGCUGCCAUUUAUAAUGGUGAUAUUGAGGUGGAGAGUGAGCUGGUGUUUAAACUGGCUGCACACGCUCUGCAGGAAGCUAAGGGGGAUUAUACAAGUGAUGACAACACCAGGACGGAUUUAAAGAAACUUCCCACUCUGCCAACCAAAGUCCUGAAGGAGCAUCCGUCUCUGGCUUACUGUGAGGAGAGAGUGAUUGAGCACUAUAAGCAGCUGAAGGGCGUCUCCAGGGGUCAGGCCAUUGUCCAGUAUUUGACCCUGGUGGAGUCACUGCCCACAUACGGAGUCCACUAUUAUGAAGUGAAGGAUAAGCAGGGUCUGCCCUGGUGGCUGGGAAUCAGCUAUAAGGGAAUUGGCCAGUACGACAUUCAGGACAAAGUGAAACCGAGAAGGCUGUUCCAGUGGAAGCAGCUGGAGAAUCUGUAUUUCCGGGAGAAGAAAUUUGCAGUUGAGGUGAACGACCCUCACAGGCGAGCGGUCACUAAGCGUACAUUUGGUCAGACGGGUUUGGUGAUCCACACCUGGUACGCCAGUCACUCUCUGAUAAAAACCAUCUGGGUCAUGGCCAUCAGCCAGCAUCAGUUCUACCUGGACCGCAAACAGAGCAAGGCAAAAAUAACUACAGCGAGAAGUUUGGGAGAUAUCGCUAUGGACCUGACGGAGAAUGGAGCAUCUAAAACAAGUAAACUCAACGUGGCGGUAAAAAAUCAGCUCAUUAUGGCCAGCAACGGCAGCCUGGUCUCUACAGGUUCAGCCGACUCUGAGAUUAACGAUGAGCAGAAAAAGGAGAAACUCUCUGAGCUGAGGAAAAAAGAGAGAGAAAUCCAGGAUGUCCUGAGUCAGAAAAUGGCAGAGCUAAAGAAGAUAUGCCUGAGGGAAGCGGAGCUAACAGGCAAACUGCCAAAAGAGUACCCAGUAACGGCAGGAGAGAAGCCCCCUGGCUUCAGGAGGAGGGUGGGGACCGCCUUCAAACUAGACGAGCUUUUUCCAUAUAAUGAGGACCCAUACCUGAGGAACCUGGAGAGUCGCUUUGCUCUGCAGCAGAAGAUUGUGGAGGCUGCGAAAAAGCUGGCGACCGAAUCUGACAUCAGUAAAACAGUGAAAAAGAAGCGGAGGAGGAACUGCCUGGAUGCCAUGCAGAGGCUGCAGGAGAUAGAGGACGAGAUGAACCGCUACCGAGUGAAGAAGGGAAAAAAACCCACACAGAGAGCAUCGCUCAUCAUCGCAGAUGAACUGGCUCCCUCAGAAUGCAGUUCCCUUUCUGACAGCCUGAAUCUGGAUGAUGAUGAUGACGGAGCCCAACGUCCACGCUCUCGCUCUGUUCAGUGUUCUCCGCUCCUCACUGCUGCUCAGCCCAGCUUGGACUACGAUCCAGACAGAAGAUCCUCAGAGAGCGACUCACACCAUGACAGAGCACUCAGCAGGCUGGAGUAUGAAGUACAGGGACCUGGACAUUACUACAGCCCACGCAAGGUUUCCUCAGCUGGCAGCAGUCCAUAUAAAACUGUCCCCCGGAGACAGGUUGAGAACCACAGCGACAGCCAGAGCCCCAUGACCCGCAACGCAUACAGCAGCAGCCAACUCGGCUCUGAGGGCCCUCUCAACGGUUUCCGGCACCGCAGUGGCAGCCUGGAGUCCCAAUCCCAGCUCCUCCACUAUCCUGGAUCAGACCGGGCCAUUUUCCCCGCAUCCCCGACCCGCCGCAGCAACAGCAGUGAAAUUCUGGACGACUGUUCAUCCUACACCAGCCUGUCCAGCCCGUGUCCAUCCACACCUCCGUACCGCACGCUGGACACCCGUACGCACGACUACCGGCAAAACCGCAAGGUUGAAAUUUACGGAAACACGGGCAGCAUGCCCAACCUGGUGCCCAACAGCUACAGCAGCACUUAUAACUACCACCCACAUACCCACUAUGGGCCCACCGCUUACUAUGUAGCCGGCUACCCCACUUCUGACUAUGAGCCUUACGCUAACGGUGCUUACAUGUACGAAAGUGAACUGGAAGGGCAUUAUAACGUCAACCCCUCGUACAAUGGGCAUGUUUACCAUGGCAACAGCCGCAACGGGCAUUAUGGGAUGGAGGGAAUGGAUGGCUUGUCUCAGAAUCCCUACGCCACGGUGAGACCGCCGCGGAGCCGGCAGGGGCCCAGAAAUGAACUCCUAGCUAAAAGCAUGCAGAAAGCUCUGGUGGUGGAGCACCUCAGAGGAUGGUACAACCGCAACACAGGGAACCGGGAACAUGGGGGGCGGAGCCUAUUGUGCAGCUAUGACUACGACAGAGGAUCCCAGCACAGCCUUGGAUACCAAACGCUGCCCGCUCCAUUCAGCCGGGCCAGCCGGGCUGACUCAUUCUCAUCAGUGUCCUCCACGGCGAGCGGAGGGGUGAGCUGGCACACUCCUGCAGCGGCGGGGCUGGCUGACAGUGAGCUGGAUGGAGAUGUGGCCCUGACCCCUCAGCCAACCUGUCCCGGAGGCUACAGCACUAACUACAACCUCAGCCCCUCACACGGCAGGUUCCAGGCUGAAUGCAGUCCAGCCAGACGCUCUGAUUCCCUCUCGAACCCCUCCGACUCUGUGGAGGUGUUCGGUGCGAUGGCCAGCUGCUCCGACUCAGACCAUUAGAGAGAAAGCACAAUGGGACAGUAUUUUUUAAUCGUCUCUCAGAGUCCAGGCGGAUGCUGAGGUGUUUUCUGUUUCCCAGACGGACCAAAACUAACAGAGGCACAAAACAACCCCGAUACGAAUGAUAAGCACCUGCUCUGAUGAAGCUGAAGCUGAAGCGGAUCUCAGAGUCUUUACUGUGCCUUGGAAAUGGAGUCAGUCAGCGGGUUUCUAACACGACAGCGGAAGCUUGAUUGAAAGGACUGAUAAAAUGAACUGAACCUUAAAGGUGGUUUUGGACCCAGCAGUGCUUACACAGUCAUGUAGUCUAAACACUGAACUAAGAGCUUCAGUUUCUCACUGAGAGCAGAUUAAAUCAGCCAGAGUCACAACUAGUGAAUGUCUACACGUAUAGUCUAGAGAUUUUGUGAGAAAUUAAAAAAUAACUAGCCAUAAUACAUUAAAUUGCCUUUUUUGUACUCCAUGUUUUAAUCCCAUAGCACUGUUUUUUUAUUAUAUUGAAUUUCCAUGAUUGCAUUACCAACAUCUGCCAUCUGCCACCUGUCAUCUACCAAAACCUAAAAAAAUUAUAAAUUCGUUUGUAAUCAAACUUCGAUAGUGACCGUUUCCAGAUGUUUUAAAUGCACCGGUAAGAUUAGAGUUGUUCUGCUGUGGACGAGGAGCCGUUCUCGUGCUCUGAUUGAUUUUCCCUUUUUUUUAAGCACAAACUGUGCUUUAGCAUAAUAAAAGUAGACUCAAAAACGCUAAAAAUGAGGAGAAAAUUAAUGUAGACUCCUCUAAUCGAGAAUGAAAAAGCAUGCAAAGUGCCAAUAUGAAAAGAAACCUCUUAACCCUUAGAAGUCUAGAGUUAUUACUGUUAUUAUUGCUGUACUAUUUAAGUGGGGAAAAUAUCUAAUUGCAAUUUUUCUGACCAAUAUUGCAAUUUAAAUUGAGAUUAUUUUUCUAUUAUUUUUUCUAUUAUUUCUUACUAUUUUGGCCAAGACGACCAGCACGUCCACUUUUUCUGGCUUGAGGCUUAAACACAGAACAUAGUGUACCAGACGGCCAGUUAGCUCUGGUCGUAAUGUCAUGGCCCACUUGCUUCUGAUUGGUCUCUGGCAGUUCACAAAAUCGAUUCUUUGGUAGACAAUGGUUCUAUAUAGAAUCAUGAACUCCCAAGGAUCU